AUGGCCUUUCCCCCGCAAUUCAGAGAGGUCCCUGCUCCUCUCCCAAGCAUCGUCGUGCCUGGAAACGGAGCCAAUCGAUUCAGAGACCAAGGCAUUCCCUUCUCAAGAAGUCCGGCAAUGGCCAUUCCUGGUAUCGAAACGCGGGACGACGUACCUCCUCCUCUACCUCCCCCACGAAACCUCCCCUUUGGCGACGCACCUACACAGUUUCGGGACGACUUCAAGGACAAGAGAGACUUCUCUCGUGGCUCUUCCUUCGCCAGUCGUUCAUCCUUUGCGAGCGGCUACGGCAGCAUGAGUCCUUGUCAUAUGGAUGAUCGACAGGGUUACGAGAGAAGGGGGAAUGGGAGCAUUACCAGCGAUGAGGGUUAUGCGAGCUAUGCUUCCACAGACAGGUCCCGCGAUUCCCUCUCCGGCGAGCCCUUUUGGCUUCACCACAACAAAUUUCACUACCAAUCAGCAGCCGAUCUUCACGGCGACAGCGCGAAGAAGAUGCUGACUCCUAUCCGGACGCUGGACAGAUCGCCCCCCCGUUCGCUUCUCAGCGGUCCCAUGAGCGAUCUUACACGAGGACUGCAGAACGAGCGGUUUGCUCCCAGCUUACCCAACCUACCCAUCCAGCUUCCCAUCCACAGCCGCGCACCCUUUGAAUCGCAACCCCGAGACUCACCAACCUUUUCCGCCGUGUCCCCCAACUCAACGCCCUUCCACCGAUCCCCAAUUGACCACCGCUCUCCCUACGACAGCUCAGAACCAGAUCGCUCUCCCCGAGGCCGGUCAAGACGAAACAACAGCGAUGAUGCCACUUCCACCCAGGGCAGCUUUGUCGACGACAUGGAGAUUGAUGAGACGUCCUCGCUCAAGAGACUUCAUAUCGAAGAUGCAUACGCAAGCGCGGGCCAGAAGCGCCGGGCCGCCAGCCCUGCAUCGGACGAUCUUGGCCUCCACAUGAUGCCUGGCCAAGGUGCAUCCCGCGGCUCUCCUACUCCUCGCCUGUCAUCGGGCCCUCAGUCCGCCACAUCAAUGCUGAGCAGCGCCUCUUCGCGACCCAACUACUUCAUGUCUUCCAUCUCCAUCCCGCCUUCUGCUAGCUCAUACGGCCACCGCUCACCCGGUGGGGUCUCACCAGGGGCCCUCUCUCCCACAUCAUGCACCUCUCCAUACAACACGCCCGCAUCCCUGAACCCAAGCCCCAAGACGUCAGUUGCCAGCAGAGCGCCUAUGCAUUCACGAACCGCGUCUGGCGCCAGCCCGCGGAAGCUCCCUGAGAUGCAAAAGCCCAACAGCACCAAGUUCCAAGGAUUCUACAUGUGCGAGUGCUGUCCCAAGAAGCCCAAGAAGUUUGAGACAGCCGAGGAGCUGAGUGCUCACGAAGCCGAGAAGCAGUAUGAGUGCAGCUUUUGCGGCAACCGCUUCAAGAACAAGAAUGAGGCCGAGCGACACCAAAACUCUCUUCACGUGCGCCGUCACUCAUGGUCGUGCUCCGCGCUGUCGGGCUACAAUCGGGCGUUUCACGAAUCGACAACGCAUCCCGGCGAGGCCGAUGCGUGUGGUUACUGUGGGGAGGAGUUCCCUCGAUCGGGACUUGGAGCGAGGGCCGGCUUACUCAACGGUGGUAUCCAGGCAAGACACGCUACUGACCAGGACUGGGAGGAGCGGAUCCGACACCUUCAAGAGGUGCACAAGUUCCGAGAGUGCAACUCGUCCAAGAAGUUCUACAGGGCCGACCACUUCCGCCAGCAUCUCAAGCACAGUCACGCAGGCACUAGCGGCAAGUGGACAAACAUGUUGGAGAAUGCCUGUUUGAUGGAGGAGGACCCUUCGCCGAGGUGA
Trichoderma aggressivum f. europaeum is the source of this 1833-nucleotide messenger RNA. RefSeq lists its product as uncharacterized. The coding region runs from base 1 to 1833 and encodes 610 amino acids. Gene Ontology annotation, molecular function: RNA polymerase II transcription regulatory region sequence-specific DNA binding; DNA-binding transcription factor activity, RNA polymerase II-specific. The transcript is spliced from 3 exons. NCBI's taxonomy places the organism in Eukaryota, Fungi, Ascomycota, Sordariomycetes, Hypocreales, Hypocreaceae. The record is from RefSeq and is a predicted model, not a curated record. Gene Ontology annotation, biological process: regulation of transcription by RNA polymerase II. Gene Ontology annotation, cellular component: nucleus.